AUGAGCUACAAAGUCGGCGACUUCAUUGGAAUCCGGUCUAAACUUCAGCCAGGGCUGCUAAUGGAUUCUCCACAGUCUGUUGUUUCACCAUUCAAGAAUGCUGUAACUACCGAGCCAGAGAAACAUAAAACUGACUAUUCUGUUAGGAGUGCAGUCAGCAGCAUAACCAAGGAGGAGGGUACCAGGAAGGCAACUAAUGGCCACGUGGAGGACAACUUCAUCGGAAUGCUUGAGGUUUAUGUACAUCAGGCUAGGGACAUUCAUAACAUAUGCAUCUACCACAAACAAGAUGUUUAUGCUAAGGUUUGCCUCACCAGUGAUCCUGAAAACACCGUUUCUACCAAUACCAUCAAUGGUGGUGGCAGGAACCCGGUUUUCAACCAGAAUCUGAGGAUUAAUGUCAAGACAGUCGACUGCUCCCUUAAGUGCGAGAUAUUCAUGAUGAGUCGGGUGAGGAACUACCUUGAGGAUCAGUUGCUGGGAUUUGCUUUGGUGCCUUUGUCCGAAGUUGUUAUGAAGAAUGGGAAGUUGGAGAAAGAGUUCUCUCUUUCUUCCACUGAUCUCUUCCAUUCACCUGCUGGAUAUGUUCAACUCUCACUCUCUUACAGUGGAGCUACCCCUGAUGUAAUGGCAAUUCCUGCUGCUGAUGGAAUCAUGCGGGAUGCAGAGGUACAGGAAUCACUCGAAUGUGAACUCGACAAGCUUGAAUUUCCAGAUCCAAACGUUGCAAAUGAAAACCAGAUGAUGGUUUCUGAGUAUUUUGGGACACCAUGUACCAAUCUGGAUGACUCUGAAACCUCUGAGAGUUUGGUCACUUGUGAUGCUGCUGACAGCCAUACCAGCACAGCCACAUGUACUGCUAAUGGAGUGGAAAGCUUCUCAGCUGCUAGAGUAGAUUCUGCCCUAGCUACUAAUAAGCCUGAUUCUCCUCCAAGCAGUGUGUCAACAACCAAUGGAGUCGUCUCAUCUCCUUCGAAUGGUGUGAGCUCAGACAACUCUAAGACUCAGUCUGAAGAGCACAACUCGGUUUGCAAAGAGGAUAAGGGCAUAGAUGCUGCAAAUGGGGAAACUGACUCCUCAGCUGGCACUCCAAGGGAGGAAGUUACCAAGCCUGUUGUUACUAUGAAAAUGGAGUCAGAGCAGGGUGUUGUGCAGCAAGACAUAGUUGACAUGUACAUGAAGAGCAUGCAGCAAUUCACCGAGUCAUUGGCAAAGAUGAAGCUUCCACUGGACAUCGAUAACAGCGGGCCAGCCAGUUCAGGCAGUUCUAACUCCGAGCAGCAGAAAACACCCUCAUCAACUAAAACAGGUUCCCGAGUGUUUUAUGGGAGCAGGGCUUUCUUCUGAGCUCUCUCUUAGUUACUGCUAGUUUCAGAGUUCGGGGGAAAACGCACAGGUGACAACAGUUAGACUUCCCUUCCACCCAUGGAGAGACUAAGUACUGAUAGUGAUGAACUGUAAUAAUUCAUGAUGUAGUAGUGUGUGUUGUUUUUCUUCCCUUUCGUUUCUUUCCCCCCUUACCUUGGGUCCAUGUUGAGAUGUUUAGAGAUGACGGGGAAAUUAUGACUUGUAUGCUGGUGCGGUUCUCAGCUUUGUUUCUAUUCCUGCUGUGUUUGCAGUUUGUAUACAUGCAAAAUUUCCCUUUCCAAACUGUCGUUUUUUCUUCUUCUUUCUGUUCUAUUUGUCUGUUCUGCUAAUUUUCAAACCUUUGAAUUAUGGUGAAAUGAAG
Linum tenue is the source of this 1729-nucleotide messenger RNA. The record is from the annotation of a GenBank genome assembly. NCBI's taxonomy places the organism in Eukaryota, Viridiplantae, Streptophyta, Magnoliopsida, Malpighiales, Linaceae.